Molecule: messenger RNA, 6945 nt
Organism: Acipenser ruthenus (sterlet)
Lineage: Eukaryota; Metazoa; Chordata; Actinopteri; Acipenseriformes; Acipenseridae
Product: caspase recruitment domain-containing protein 10-like
Exons: 23
Coding region: 519-3599 (1026 amino acids)
Biological process (GO): regulation of apoptotic process
Molecular function (GO): protein binding
Source: RefSeq, a predicted model, not a curated record
UCGGGACUCGACAGAGAAACUCGACCUCUCUCCGAACUCUCCUGUUUCCAGACUCGACAAACCUCGACACGCUUCGACGCGAGGCUGCGGUGCAGAGCGCGUCGCCGGCGUCACAGACACACGGGGUUUUAUUGAAGCUCCGCGUCGUUUUUAAUUCAAUCCGCAAACCGUGUGCGGAUUAAGAGGCGCUGAUGUUGUUAGUUGUAAUUCCUCACUGUUUCUUUAUCUCGUCUUUGUUUUCUAUCGUCAACAGUUUUCGAGGGUUAUUUUGAGAGUUUUUGAGAAGUAAUCUCGGCUUUUUUUUAAGUAUGUGUCGGGUUUCUUAAAUAUUAUUUAUAUGAUAUACUUUUUUUAUUUCCAAAACGGGUUUAAUUAUUAAUAAGAGUUACACGUUGACUGUCACGUGCGCUUUAUAUAUAUAUAUAUAAUCUUUUUUUAUAUUUUAUUUUAUUUUUACAAACUUUCAAAUUUCUCCAAAACGUGGGUUUCAUUAUACCGUGAUCUCUAUAUCUUCAAAUAUGAGCGAUUUGACUUCGGGGAUGCAGGGGGGCUUCGGCGACCCACCCUCGGACUCUGAGAAGGAGGACGAGCUCUGGGAGAAGGUGGACAGCGUCCGGCACAAACUGACCCGAAUCCUGAAUCCGGCCAAGCUGACCCCUUACCUGAGACAGUGCAAAGCGAUCGACGAGCAGGAUGAGGAGGAGGUGCUGAACUCCCUGCAGCUGCCUCUCCGAAUCAACAGGGCUGGUCGCCUCGUUGAUAUUCUUCGUCAGAAAGGACGUCGGGGUUAUGACGCCUUCAUGGAGUCCCUGGAAUUCUAUCACCCCGAUUUCUACACCAACCUGACUGGGAGAGAACCCACCCAGCGCUGCUCCAUCAUACUGGAUGAGGAGGGUCCUGAGGGCCUCACUCAGUUUCUGCUGGUGGAAGUGAAGAAGCUGAGGGAGCAGCUGAAGGAGAGCCGGCUGGCUGAGCGGAGGCUGUCUCAACGCUGCCGCGCGGUGGACGAGGAGAGGCGGUGCGGCGAGGAGAGGCUCCGGCUGCUCCGGGAGGAGAGGUCCCGGCUGGACAGGCUGACCGCAGACUGGGAGUCCAGCGCCCUGGAGCUGAGCCGGGCCAAGGAGCACAACUACACACUGGCGCUGAAAUACAGCCAGGCCCUGGAGGAGAAGGGGGAGGCCAUGAGCAGAGCCAGGGAGCUGCAGUUACAGGUGGACCUGCUCAAGAACAAGCUUCUCUCAUUGGAGGAGGAGGUGAGCCCCGCCCCCCCUCUGAGGCUGGACUCUGAUAGGCUGAGCCGGAGUGACAGUGCCAUCCAGCUGCUGGAGGAGAACAGACACUUGAAAGACAAACUGACUGAGCUGCAGAGCGCGAUACAGAGGGGCACAGGCAAUCCGAUCCUGCUGGAGAUUCUGCACCAGGACCAUAGAGAGGCUCUGGAGCACAGGAGCGACCUCUGCAAUACCAUCAACAGACUGCAGGGGGAGCUGAUGGCAGUCGAGAGCCACCGCGACAAGCUCCUCACUCACUCUGAGAAACUCGAAGCUCAGAUCCAGGCUCUGCAGAGAGACUGUGCGAUUGAGAGGAAGAGAAACAUCUCCUACCAGACUCAACUGCAGGAGAUACAGAGAGAGACAUACCAGGCCCUGCGCAGUCGGGACACGUUGCAGCUGCAGUACACAGAGUGCAUGCUGGGUAAGAACGACCUUCGGAAAGUCAUCGAGGAGCUCCGGGACGCCAACGGUGAGCUGGAGAGAAAAUUGCUGAGAGCGGAGAGUGGAGCGAAACGGAGCUGCCUGGACUGUAGUCCGCUGUCUCUCCUGUGUGACGGCCCCUGCAGUGAGCUGUGCUGCUCUCUCUAUGAGGAGAGGCUGUCAGUACCGGAGGAGACCAGAUGGGGGAGCAGCAAGGCUCUUCCAAAACUCCAAUACUCGGACGGAUCCUGUGCAAAUUCAGAGGAGUUUCUGUCUGUAACGGAAACUGAGGACAGCGAGAAAGACAUCAACCGAUUAUCAAUAUUCCCGUUUCCUCCUUGCGCCGGAUCAAUUCUGCGCAGAAACCAGGAACACGACCUGCUGUUAUCCGAGGCAAGGUUCGAAUAUGAUUCUUGGGGAAGUGACGAUAAUCUAACAGGGCCUGGUCACACGGACUCGCCUCUCUCCAUGUCCUCGAGCUCUUUCGGGUCGCAGAUCUUCCCUUCGGAUUUGAUUACGAUCCCGAAGGCUCCCUGCACCCCAAAUCUGAGCACCCCGAAUAUCAGCACCCCACCCGUGAGCACCCCAGACCUCUUCCGAUGUCCUGUUGCUCCGCCCACAACGGAUCCAGGCCCCGCCCCCCUGUUGCAGAAAGGGAGUCUGGCCGCUGACAUCACCAUCGUCGGGGGCAACCGCACAGGGGUGUUUGUGAGCGGGGUGAAGGAGGGUUCGAGAGCGGAGCAGUGCGGCCUGAAAGAAGGGUGUCAGCUGCUGGAGCUGUUGAUGGGUGGAGAGAGUUUGAAGUUGGAUUCUUGCACUAAAGAAGUCGCUCACUUCAGCCUGCAGGGGUGGACGGAGCCCUCCGCCCUGAAAUUCAAACACAACAAUGAAGGUUACAGGGAGCUGUGUCAGGACCUGCAGAGCAGAGGCAAUGCGGACUCCUUCUAUGUGAGGGUCAAUCUGGACAUUAGGGGGCGCUCUGACUGCCACUCCAUGGAGGUGCGCUGCGAUGACAUCAUUCACGUGGUAGACACGGUCUACCAGGGCCGGUACCAGUGGUUCUGUAGCAGAGUGGACCCGACCUCAAAGAGCAGUCUGGACAGCGGUACUGUACCAAACUAUACCAGAGCUCAGCAGCUGUUUUUGGUCCGGCUUCGUACGUUAGCUCUGGAGAGAAAAGAUUUGAAAAACAAGCUGGUGAAGAAGUCUACUGAGCGCGUGCGGCUGGUGAAGGCGGUCCCUCCCAGCUGUCGCAGUUUAGGCUCCUCCCCUCGCCUGGUCUACACCCUCAGUCCCUGUCAUGAGGACAGUCUGUCCCCUUACAGCCUGGUCCAGCCCGUCCCGGUCCAGUCCAAGCGGCCGGUCAUCUUCUCUCCCUGCCUGCUGUCCCGAGGGCUGAUCGAGAGGCUGCUGCAGCCCGCCAGCUCAGGACUCGAGUUCAACACCUGCCACCCAGAGCCGCUCUCUGAAGCCGAUCAGAGGGACUCCAGAGUCUUCCCGUUGGGAGCGUCGGAUCAGGGAAUCAGACUGGAGUCCAUUCAGGAAGUCAUGAGCCAGGGGCAGCACUGUCUGCUGGAGCUCAGCAUCCGCUGUGUGGAGCCUCUGAUCCGAAACCACAUCUACCCCCUCGUGAUCCACAUCCCUCCCAGAGAGAGGAGCAUCAAGAGACUCAGGAAGCUGCUGCGUGGGCCCCACUGCCCAGACGAGGAGGCUGGGAUCCUGUCGCUGUGCCGGGCCGAAGAGCAGCUGCUGGAGAGCCUGCCCCUGCGCUACUCCAGCCUGGGGACUGAGGCCUGGUCCAGCGCGGAUGAGCUGACCAGAGCCGUGAGGGAGCGCAUACUGAGAGACCAGAGAGACAGCGUGGUGUGGGUGGAGAGCGAGGAGAGGAGAGGAGGAGGGGACUGAGAGAGGAGAGGAGAGAGAGAGCGUGGUGUGGGUGGAGAGCGAGGAGAGGAGACUGAGAGAGGAGAGGAGAGGAGAGAGAGAGCGUGGUGUGGGUGGAGAGCAAGGAGAGGAGAGGAGGAGACUGAGAUAGGAGAGAGGACUGAGAGGAGGGGAGGGGACUGAGAGGAGAGAGGACUGAGAGAGAGGAGAGGAGGGGACUGAAAGGAGAGACAGCGUGGUGUGGGUGGAGAGCGAGGAGAGGAGAGAGGAGGGGACUGAGAGAGGAGAGAGGACUGAGGAGAGGAGGGGACUGAGAGGAGAGAGGACUGAGAGGAGAGGAGGGGACUGAGAGGAGAAACAGCGUGGUGUGGGUGGAGAGCGAGGAGAGGAGAGAGGAGGGGACUGAGAGAGGAGAGAGGACUGAGAGGAGAGGAGGGGACUGAGAGGAGAGAGGACUGAGAGGAGAGGAGGGGACUGAGAGGAGAGGAGGGGACUGAGAGGAGAGAGGACUGAGAGGAGAGGAGGGGACUGAGAGGAGAGGACUGAGAGGAGAGGAGGGGACUGAGACGAGAGGACUGAGAGGAGAGGAGGGGACUGAGAGGAGAGAGGACUGAGAGGAGAGGAGGGGACUGAGGAGAGAGGAGAGAGACAGCGUGGUGUGGGUGGAGAGCGAGGAGAGGAGAGGAGGAGGGGACUGAGAGAGGACUGAGAGGAGGGGAAAGGAGAGAGGAGAGGAGAGGACAGAGAGGAGAGAGGAAAGGAGAGAGGACUGAGGAGAGGGGAGAAGAGAGAGAGAGGGGUGAGACAGAAGGGAGAGGAGAGGAGAGAUCAUUAUUGUUACAUCAUUCUCAUGGUAUUGUUCUGAUUAAUGGAGGAUUACUGCUGAUAAUCAACAAGGAACCCGUGAUCCAGAUCAGAGCAGAUCUGUAACCGCGUAUUCUGAGGCUGUGCCUGUGGAGAAGCUGGAUCUUCAAAACAAUUAAAUAAAUACACAUCUCGAUAUACAAUCACAUGACUACUGUGUUACACGGAGACUGACUUACACGACAACACUACAAAUACCCGAUAAAGCGUUUUCAGAGUUAUUUUAAAGAGGCUCGGCUCACAUCUGCAGCCCUGGCAGUGGUGAAAGUUUAUGAGAAAUUCAUACUUCAGAGUUGUUGUUUUUUUAACCAGCUAUAUGUAAAUUGAACUGAACGAUCCGUCGAAAUAAUGUAAAAAAUGGUUAACGGUUUAUAUCGCGUGGCAUAAACGAAUAUUAAAUAGCAAUUAUAUAUUAAAUUAAAGAUAAAUUAAUGUUUAAUCGAUACGCAAUUGAUAUUACAUUUACGUUCAAUUAUUCCCCGUUGCUUUUAACUAACAUUUCAGUCAGAUUCGCUCUAGUUUCGAUUGAAACCGUUUAAGCAAUGGGACAUUAUUACAUCUUUUCAAAGGUAACAGAACGUAAUAUAAACGGACGUGACGUGAAACAUUUUCAAUCGAGAUUAACAUUAGCAAGCUAUUGCAUAUUGAUGAAAUAUUAAUUUAACAUUAAUUUAAUAUGCAAAUCGCAUUAUCUAUUUAAUUAAUUUAUGCCACGCCAUAUAAAUACCAAAAAACCGUUAUCAAAACAAAUCAAAUGCGUCUGUAAAUAAACGGCUGCCUCGUUUUCCAGCGGCGUGGGUUCUUUUGCAGGAUACGUGGCCGUUUUCAGAAUAUAAUUUCCUCUGCUGCGUUUGAAUUGCUUCGUUCAGGCUGCGUUUCAAAGUCUCUCUAUCGCAGAUUCAAUGUAUUUGAUUUAUUUGCGUUUCCAUCGCGUUGCCUCACGCUGCGGUACACGUGUUCCACCACACGAGGGCGACAAACCUGCCAGAAUCUUGCAGAAUCGUCACCGCUGUUCGGUGUCAUUGUGCAAUUUGGUCGUUAAUUAUUAUUAUUAUUAUUAUUAUUAUUAUUAUUAAUUUAUUUAUUUAUUUAUUAGCAGACGCCCUUAUCCAGGGCGACUUACAAUUGUUACAAGAUAUCACAUUAUUUUUACACACAAUUCCCCAUUUACACAGUUGGGUUUUUACUGGAGCAAUCUAGGUAAAGUAUUAUUUGUUUAUCUAGCAGACGUCUUUAUCCAAGGCGACUUACAGAGACUAGGGUGUGUGAACUAUGCAUCAGCUGCAGAGUCACUUACAACUACGUCUCACCCGAAAGACGGAGCACAAGGAGGUGAAGUGACUUGCUCAGGGUCACACAGUGAGUCAGUGGCUGAGGUGGGAUUUGAACCGGGGACCUCCUGGUUACAUACCUUUUCUUUAACCACUGGACCACAGAGUCUCCUCAGUACCUUGCUCAAGGGUACAGCAGCAGUGUCCCCCACCUGGGAUUGAACCCACGACCCUCCGGUCAAGAGUCCAGAGCCCCUGACCGCUACUCCACACUGCUAUGCAUUUACGAGGUCAUUUAAAAGUGUGAUUUACAAGCUGAAGCGCGGCACACUUGCUUAAUUGAAGCUGUAAUUGUAACUAGAUAAAUUACAGUUCAAUUACACUGUUUUUUUUUAGUAUUUUCAGCCACUUUCGGUGCCCACGUUAUUUGUUUGAAACAAUAAAUAAAGUUCUCUAGUAUGUGCGCGUGUAUUUGCAGCAGUGGUUGUUAUCGCUGGGUUAUUUCGAAUAAACACAGUCAAUCGUGUUAAUAACGUGGGUAGAUGUUUAUGUUUUAGUGUAAUUGUAAUUUGAAUUGUAAUUACUGCAGCGUAAUGGCAACUAAUUGUAACUGAGAAAGUGAGACCUGCAGUACCACGUUCUGACCACAAGAGGGCGCACAUACAUCACUUAAAAAGCAUUUGAGAGCGAGAGAAGUGGGGGAUGAUAGCCCACAGUGUGUGUGUGUGUGUAUCUCUGUCUCUUUGUGUGUGUGUGUGUCUCAGUGUGUGUGUGUCUGUCUGUUUCUGUGUGUGUGUAUCUCAGUGUCUGUCUGUGUGUGUGUGUGUGUGUGUCAGUGUCUGCCUGUCUCUGUGUGUGUGUGUGUGUGUCAGUGUGUGUGUGCGUCUCAGUGUCUCUGUGUGUGCGUGUGUGUGUCAGUGUGUGUGUGUGUGUCAUUGUGUGUGUGUGUCUCAGUGUCUCUGUGUGUGUGUGUCAGUGUGUGUGUGUGUCAGUGUGUGUGUGUGUCUCAGUGUCUCUCUGUGUGUGUGUGUGUGUGAGUGUGUGUGUGUGUCUGUGUGUGUGUGUCUGUGUGCCGUGUGUCUGAAUUCUGCAGUGUGCGGCUCUUUUGAAUAGGAGCGAGAGAGAUAUAAUAUGAGAUAUUAAUAUAAUACACACAUAUAUUAUUAUAUAGGUGUCCAAAACCAUUUAUUUUUUCAGGAAAACUACAAAAUGCACUCCAGGACAGCUGUGGU